Molecule: messenger RNA, 1014 nt
Organism: Cimex lectularius (bed bug)
Lineage: Eukaryota; Metazoa; Arthropoda; Insecta; Hemiptera; Cimicidae
Exons: 2
Coding region: 219-965 (248 amino acids)
Source: RefSeq, a predicted model, not a curated record
AUUUCUUUUUAAAGCAUGUGUCUGUUAAAUUUUGAAAGUAUUGAGGUUCUAACGAAAUUUUUGUCGUACUCAUGUAUUUUAUACUUCGAAAGUCCUGCUAGUCUGAAACUAGCAAAAUAAAUCUCUUUUCAAACUUGUUUUUAACGGUUAAAGUGUAACAUUUCCUAGCCCAAUGAAAAAUCAUCUUUGCAGCGUAACAAAUUUUUACGGACUCCUUGAUGGCUCGAAAAAACGAUGCCGCUUUAUUGCAAUAUUUCUACUCGAAUCAAAUCCUUAAAGGUAUGAAGCACCCGGAAGUGGUGAGCGAAUCCUUUUCCCUCGUCGCGAACCUUUUGGAUCUGAUCUCAGAGAUUAGAGAGAGCAUCGACUCUGUCUUGUUUCAAGAUCUGCGGAAAAUGGUGAGCAAGCGUCCCAAGGAUUUGGCCGCAGCAUCCAGGAAGAUAAUCAGCGAAGCCAUAGAGACGAAAGGAGUCGAAGAAUGUUCGGUCGUUUACAAAAGGGCAAAGCAAAACAUAUCGGUGAACAACAGGGCUACGGCCGCUCACGUCGUAUUCGCCUGGAGCGUCGUCGAAAGCAUCGUGAGCCUCGCCUCUGAGACGGCCGCGAGGCUCACACUUUUCGAAAACGAUGGCAAGACGUACAUCAAAAAGGGUUCUUUGAAAGAAAACAACGACUUUUGUUUUUUCGGAAGAAGCGCGGAAAUCGAAGACCUGACCGAACUUUUUCUACUGGAAGAAAGCGUAUUUCUCAACUCUAGAGGCGGUCACAAAGAAACUACUGCUGCUGCGAAUAUAGUAGUCGGAUUCGUUCUACGCGAAGCGGAAAUACAUUUGAAAAGCCGAGCUCUCGACGCCCAUGAAAAAUUCGCCUUCCUCGACGAACCCGUACUUAAGCAUUCCGUACGUAAAUCUUGCCGGUCGGAGAAAAAAGAGACAAAAAACGGAAUACUUAAAAUCGGAAUCUAAACGGAAAUUCGCGAAACCCCUUCCUACAAAUAGCCGAAAGAAAAAAAAA